Molecule: messenger RNA, 1128 nt
Organism: Durusdinium trenchii
Lineage: Eukaryota; Dinophyceae; Suessiales; Symbiodiniaceae
Source: the annotation of a GenBank genome assembly
AUGUCGUUGCAAGAAGUGGCUCUGGGUCGCAUUACGAAAAGCAACACCCACAUGGUUAUGGUGGCGGUGGCCCUGCGCCCAGUGUACCAUGAAACGAAGCAAUUGAUCGGCAAGGAAGGAAAGACUUUUUGGAAGGCAAUCGUUCGUCUGGUGGAUCAAAAGGGACAGGGGCUCUAUGCAGAAAUCAAAGCCUCUGAAUCCAUUGCGCGAAAGCGAGCCCAGGAAUUUUUCCAGCCCAAGUUCAUCCAGUUGACGCAAGCUGUUGUAGUGGAGAAUUCGCCUUUUUUGUCUGGCUUUUCUACUGACGUCACGAACAAGGGAAAGGCAUUGCCCGUGGCAGAGGCACACGCCACUGCGAUGAAGUUGCGGGACAUGUUCCCCAUUGUCAAGUCCAAUUUCGGGGUGUUGACGCAACGUUCUGAGGGAAGAGAAAGGGCAGAUUUAAUCGGCAAAGUUACCCAGAAGGAGACGCCUGCGAUGAAAGUGCUGAAGGUGACUCUGUGGUUGAAGGAUGAGUCUGGACAAGAGCUUGUAGUGCGUCUCUGGAGGAAAUCGCCGUUGGCUAGGUAUGCUUUGUUGUCAAAGAUACCUGCCGGCAUUGAGGCCAGUUGCGGGCACUGGGCAGAUAGCAGCAAGAACAUGUUCAGUGCUCUGCAUGACAAUCCCACAGGAUCUCGUUUUGGGAAAUUGCAGGCCUUGGCAGAGACUCGAGGCGAGGCGCUCUCCGUGCCUUGGCUCCAGACGGCUUCGCGUCGGAUGGUGUCGGAUGGAUCGGAGAAGUUCAUAUCUGGCUGCGCUACUGUCUCUUCAUGCUCUUUGGCGCCGACGGAUGCGAUGCUGGAGGCGCAGGACAACUUCAUCGAAGUGCAGUUGAACAGCGUCUGGGUCACGGGCAUUCUGGGGGAUCCAAUGUACGUUCCGCGCAAGAACUGUGGGUUAAAGGUUGACCCGGUCGCUGGACAUUGCAAGCGCCACGCACAGCAGGGCUGCCAAACCAUCCGCGAAGAAGUAUCGUCCUUUUUGGCUACUGUGACCUUGGCUGAUCACACAGGAGAACUGGAUCGGGUGUUGGUGGACGGGGAUCAGUUGCAGUUGCUAAGAGUAAGGCUGAACUGCUCACCCUCUUGA